Brachypodium distachyon (stiff brome) is the source of this 954-nucleotide messenger RNA. RefSeq names its product peptidyl-prolyl cis-trans isomerase FKBP16-4, chloroplastic. The transcript has 9 exons. The coding region runs from base 65 to 721 and encodes 218 amino acids. NCBI's taxonomy places the organism in Eukaryota, Viridiplantae, Streptophyta, Magnoliopsida, Poales, Poaceae. Gene Ontology annotation, molecular function: peptidyl-prolyl cis-trans isomerase activity. The record is from RefSeq and is a predicted model, not a curated record.
AUAUAAUAUCCAAACCAAAAUCAAACAAAACCCGUCCGCUGCCGCCUGCUCGUCGUCCGCACAAAUGGAGCUCUCCUCCGUCCUGCCCUCCCUGUGCCCGCGCCGCGCCCUUCCGCUCUCCCCUAUCUCGGCGAGGUCGCGGCGGACGACCGCCUUCGCCUGCCGCUCGGACGCCUCCCCUGAGGGGACAGCCUCCCGGCGGUGGUUCGCCUCGCUCGUCGCCGCCACCGCAGCCGUAGGGAUUGGCGUCGCCGGGGGAGGGGAAGCCGAUGCCGUGUCUACCAGUAGGAGAGUUUUUAGGGCCUCCAAGAUUCCGGAGAGCGACUUCAAAACUCUUCCUAAUGGCCUCAAGUAUUAUGACAUCAAGGUAGGAGGUGGGGCUAAGGCUGUAAAGGGAUCCCGUGUCGCAGUACAUUAUGUGGCCAAGUGGAAGGGCAUAACAUUCAUGACAAGCAGGCAGGGUCUCGGUGUCACUGGUGGAUCGCCAUAUGGGUUUGAUGUUGGGAAUUCUGAAAGAGGCAAUGUUCUCAGAGGAUUGGAUCUUGGGGUUGAGGGAAUGAAAGUUGGAGGCCAGAGGUUGCUUAUUGUUCCUCCUGAACUUGCUUAUGGGAAAAAGGGCGUUCAAGAAAUUCCUCCAAAUGCAACUAUUGAGCUGGAUGUUGAACUACUAUCAAUCAAGCAAAGUCCAUUUGGGAGUCCUGUGAAGAUCGUUGAAGGAUAAUUGUGCAUGGACAUUUGCAGAAAAUGGUGUAUAUUAAACAUGCUGUAGAGUAUUACUGCAAAAAUAAAGGGCUAGAUGAAUCAAAUGUUUGUGCUGUUGUUGCGUACACAAGUGCAUAAUCAUGUAAGGUUUGAACUUCACUGCUUUGUUCAAUUGGAGAUCAAGCAAAUUCUUCUCAACUGUAAAUUCGAAUUUUCCAGUGCAGCAUUCAGAAGACUCUCUUUUCCUCGGCA